Podarcis lilfordi (Lilford's wall lizard) is the source of this 228-nucleotide messenger RNA. The record is from the annotation of a GenBank genome assembly. NCBI's taxonomy places the organism in Eukaryota, Metazoa, Chordata, Lepidosauria, Squamata, Lacertidae.
GCUUGCGGCACAGAGAUGCGAUGCGACAAUGCAGCUAGCUGCCACUUAUGUGAAUGGAAGGCUAAGAAACCAUUUGGCUACUGUCACAAAUGAGUGGCCACAAGAGGACGGCCUUCCCACCAUGCUGGAGAUUAAAUUCCCCACGGACAUGCCCCCAUCGGUGCUGAAAAUCAUUGGGAAGGCCCGUUCCUUGAGCGGGUCCCUGUCCAGCGCUGACAGCACAGGGAA